CCUUCCCCUGCCGGGCCCCCACGACCGACGCACGCACAUCCUUCGCCCUCCUCCUCCCGCCGUCGUCCAUCGUUCCUCCUCCCACCGCCCGGCUCGUUUGGGGCUCGACAUCUGUCACGCCCGCGCCCUCCAUUCUUCCCACCCAUCGCCCGCGCCGCGCUUCCGCCCGCCGCACAGGAGAGGCUGGGACCGGCCUUUUUCUUGCGCACCACUCCUGCACCAUCACCGCGGCCCAGAAACUCUUGGCCGGCCAUUCUUCUGCGAUCUCCAAUCCUCCCUCACACACCGCCGCCGCGGACAGAUCUUUGAUGCGUUGCGCACGCCUCCGCGCUUUCCCCUCCUCGCCCUCCGUCUCUCACCCCACGGCACCGCGCCCUCGGCACGCCGCCGCCCACCACCCACUCCAUUCCCUCGUUUGAGCCCGGCGUCACCACGCCUCCAUCCACACGAUGCUCCGUCCGGCGACCCCGCUGGCCGUCGUCUUCUUCGUCGCCUUCGUCAUCCUCUUGCUGAGCACCCUGUCGACGCCCAUCAUCCAUGCCAUUCCACUCGCCAGCUUCGAUGGCUACAAUUUUGGGGUGUUCGGCCUGUGCGACACCAAGACCAACGUGUGUUCCAAGAUCUCCAUAGGAUAUGGAUCGCUUCCCGUCCUCGACGAUGCCAGCAACUUCUCCCUCUCCCCCGACAUCCGCCAUCCCCUCUCCGGCAUCCUCGUCGUGCACCCCGUCGCCGCCUUUCUCAUCCUCAUCUGCUUCGGAUUGUCCAUCGCCGCGCACUUCCACUCUCCCUCCAGCUCCCCGCGCUUCUUGCUCGGCCUGCUGAUCCUCACCAUCCCCACCAUGAUCGUCACCCUGCUCGCCUUCCUCGUCGACAUCCUGCUCUUCGUCCCGCACAUGCAGUGGGGCGGCUGGAUCGUGCUCGCCGCUGUCAUCCUCAUCGUUGCCAGCAGCGUCCUCACGUGCGCCAUGCGCCGCACCCUCGUCUCCCGGAAAGCCAGGCAGAAGAGGAUCGAGGAAAAUGCGGAAAUGAGCGGGGAGAAUUACUACAACAACUUGGCGCAGACCCGCAUGAUGGCCGACGCGGCCAUGCUGGAGCAACGCCAGGCCUCGCAGCUCCCCAGAGCCGACAGCCCGCCUCCAAUGCUCGCGGGGGCGAACGGUGCUUUCGACAAGGACAGUUCCCACUUCGCGGCAUACGAGAUGACGCAGACUUCGUCAAGGGAAGGCGAGAACGGAGAUGAUCGGACGCCACUCAACCCAAACGGAGACCCGAGCAUCAGAUCGGGGAUAUCUGGAAGGCGCACCCCAUACGGUCCCGGACAAGCGCCGCCUAUGCCGCGGCCUAGCAUGGACAGCCAGGGCCGGCCGCGGCGACCAACCAGAGAUCAAUACGGCAAUCCGCUUCCGCCUGGCGCGUUGCCGCCUCCGGGAAUGAGACGACGAGGAUCUCAAGAGUCUAUGGGAUCGAAUGCGUCGUAUGGCUCCCGAGGGAGAGGGCGAGGCCCACCUCGGGGCUACUAUGGUGGCCCACCGCCUGGCAGAGGAGGAUACGGACCCCCACCCCGAGGCUACGGGCCUCGUGGCGGCUUCCGAGGCGGGCCACCGCCGCCCGGCUGGAGAGGAAGGGGUGGUCCAGGAAUGCGAGGCCCGCCACGAGGGCCACCGCCCCCCAACUACAGCACCGGCGAUCACCCUUACUACGCAGUCGCCGGUGGAGCAGCCGCGGCUACUGCAAUGGGCGCGGGUGCAAUGGCGAUGCGAUCACAUUCCCAAGACGGACAGCAGCCACCGUACGACCCGUAUGUGGCGGGACCAGACCUACCGAUUGGCCAGGCCAUUGAAAUGGAUGAGCGUACGGGCAGCAUGCCGGUCAAUGGGGCUGCGGAAGGCAAUAUGCAGCAGCCAUACGGACUGCGGGAGAACGAUGCGGAUGUCACUGGCAUGGUCAGUUUGCAGCAGGGGCAAGACCUGGACCAGAGCCGACAGCUUGAUGCGCGCAGCCCGACGAGCGAGUACUCCGAGCACUCCUACGUACCUCCCCGACAGCAGUGGGGCGCUGCAUCCGAAGUUCCACGGGCUGGAUCGCCUUCCCGCACGAUGCCGCUUGCGCCCAUUCAAGGCUCGCCCGCCGUGGGACGAAGCUCGCCCAGGCACGCACGAAGUGGCUCUGAACCCUAUUACGAAGACGUUGACCCUCGCUUUGCCGUCGAAGAGCCUUCGGAUGACGGUUUCGCUCGCGACUCUGCACUGCCUUCCGCGCUGACUCCUGGUGGGCGUGUCAAUGCAGCGACUACACCAGGUGCGUUCGUCAAUCAGAACGUCCCGGGCGGCUUCCCCAUGACCCCCGCGACCGGCGGCAUGCAAACGCCUGGCGGCUAUGGCUUCCCCACCUCCGGCACAAGUCGUAUGCAGGCACAACAUCCGCAGCACGACACCGGCUAUCUGCAUCCCAAGUACCUGAGCGGUGGUGGCAUCGGCCCCAACGAUGCUGGCAGCGCCGGCGACCUGGACCAGGAAGAUGGCCAAGCGGGCAGUGAGCGCGCAUCCGAAACGUCCCACUUCACCUCCAUCUCCGAGCGGCCGGUCAACCCCAAUUGGCGUCCCAGCUCUGGACAGAUGGAACCUGCUGGCCCCCCACAACGAAGACAGCAGGACGUGAUCCUCGGCGCAAAUCCCGACUUCAGCAUUCCAGGCGUAGGCGUGGGAAGACAGAGGGCGGGCAGCCGUGCCGCCACGGCCGCAAGCAACAUGGGAACGGGCUUCACGCCGGGAGGAAGAUACCCUGGCGAUAUAUAGUAUGUGAGACGACAUGCGCGACGCGGGAUGACCAUGGAAUGAGGCAAACGUCUGUCAAAAGAACAUGAAGCGUUCGUAUCCACGGCGCUGGAAAUGGGUUGGGUGGGAAGGGCUUGGCUGUAUGGGAGUUCCUGGAUCAAUGAUCGGGUGGGAAGUUCAUCGAUACGAGGGCAUGGAAAUUCCUGGCGCAGGUUACUGGCGGAUAUGAGUUACGGCUGUGAACGGCUCACGUAUCGCAGCACGGCGCUGGUGCAUCUCGAUGACCACGUACAUAGAAACAAUUCCAAGGCUUCGCCAUUACCG
This is a messenger RNA of Neohortaea acidophila, 3098 nucleotides long. RefSeq names its product SUR7/PalI family-domain-containing protein. Gene Ontology annotation, cellular component: cell division site; growing cell tip; plasma membrane. The transcript has 3 exons. Lineage: Eukaryota; Fungi; Ascomycota; Dothideomycetes; Mycosphaerellales; Teratosphaeriaceae. The record is from RefSeq and is a predicted model, not a curated record. Bases 450 to 2795 code for a protein of 781 amino acids.